CCGCAACCGUCCGCAUUUUGUUGUGCAACCAGGAAAGCUGCCCGAAAAGUAAUUACCGGUGUUUUUACAAAAUUCAAGUGUACAAAAAUCAGGUGAAAUAGAUCUUACCAACGGCGCUAGUUGCUCCACUACUCUUCCAAGACCAAAAGAACAGCUGUUUUCCCCAUUAAUAAACCUUAUGGGAGGUGGUCACCUGGAACGACUUCCUGUAAAAACCUGCAAAUCGUGAAGCAUCUGGAAUGCAACUAUUGUCUGGAAGCCAACAAGUUUGAUGCAUUGAAGUCAUUUGCGGAUAUUCCAAAUAGGGAAAAGUUGUCAAAUAUGUUGCUGCAGCAAUUCACCCGCGUAUUCCACACCACACGCAUAGCCUUAGCCGGUGGUGAAACGAGCGCAUUGGCAGCGCUUCGCAAGAAGACUGGAUAUACAUUUGCCAAUUGCAAGAAAGCGCUGGAGAUAUAUAAUAAUGAUAUAAAUUUGGCAGAGAAGUGGUUAAAUGAACAAGCCCAAAGUCUUGGUUGGUCAAAAGCCACAAAGCUCUCUGAACGUCCUACUGCUCAAGGUCUGGUAGGCGUACUUAUUCAUGGUAACAUCGGGGCCAUGGUAGAAGUGAACUGCGAGACCGAUUUUGUCGCACGAAACGAACAUUUCAAAAGUUUCGUAGAUCACGUUUCACGUAUUUGCGCCAAGUACACUGAAACCAAUGAUUUUGAUGGUGAUUUGUGGAAGCUUGGAUUCGAGGCAGAGGCGCUAAAGAACCUCCGCACGACGGAUGGCAAAACACUAGGUGAUCACUUGGCGUUACUUAUUGGCGCUGUCGGGGAAAACGCCUCAAUCAAGCGUGCGAUCUGUUUCAAAACCAGUAAUGACCUACAAUUGGCCGGUUACGCACAUCCAACUUCCACCAAUGUAGCUGCGUCUGAAAACACUACCCAAAUCGGUAAAUAUGGUACCAUAGUGGCCUUCCGUGGUGCUGGAUUAGAUGACGAGUUACAAAAAAAUCUUUGCCAGCAUAUUGUAGGGCUUAAUCCGGUGAAGAUUGGCGAGGAAGGAAAAGAUAAGCCAGUAGCCAACAAAGACGAUGAAACUUGUCUCAUACAUCAAGAGUACUUGCUCGAUCCCGAUCGCACAGUGGGAGAAGUUCUGAAAGAGAAUAACGUAGCAAUCAUCGAUUACCAACGAUAUGAAUGCGGCGAAGCGACCAAGAGUGAACGUUUGGAGCAAGUUAAAUUAAGUAAUUAAUGCAAAAGCUGCUGAUAUGAUUGUUUGUAUAACUCAGACAACACUCAAUUCAAAACCAAUUAAAAAUAGCAAUUCCGAAGAGUAAUAAAACCUUAUUUAUUUUAA
Rhagoletis zephyria (snowberry fruit fly) is the source of this 1344-nucleotide messenger RNA. It is a transcript of the gene mEFTs, whose product is annotated as elongation factor Ts, mitochondrial. Gene Ontology annotation, biological process: mitochondrial translational elongation. Lineage: Eukaryota; Metazoa; Arthropoda; Insecta; Diptera; Tephritidae. The record is from RefSeq and is a predicted model, not a curated record. Gene Ontology annotation, molecular function: translation elongation factor activity; protein binding.